AUGGCUUGCUACGACCUGUGUCCCACUCCCAGUGGCGUGGCCUGCCCCCAGCCCAUCGCCAACAGCUGCAACGAGCCCUGUGUGCGGCAGUGCCCCGACUCCACCGCCCUCAUCCAGCCGCCCCCCGUGGUCGUCACCUUCCCCGGCCCCAUCCUCAGCUCCUUCCCCCAGCAGGCCGUGGUGGGCUCCUCUGGAGCACCAGCCUUUGGGGGCUCCCUGGGGCUGGGGGGUCUCUACGGCGCCGGGAGCCUCUCUGGAGGUGCUCUGGGCUAUGGGGCCCAGUAUGGCUAUGGGAGCUCAGCCCUGUCCACGCUGGGCAGUGGGUACUGUGCCCCAUACUCCUCUCGCCGCUACAGUCGCCUCCUCCGUGGAUCCUGUGGGCCCUGCUAA
Messenger RNA from Acanthisitta chloris (rifleman), 390 nucleotides. Its product is annotated as scale keratin-like. Lineage: Eukaryota; Metazoa; Chordata; Aves; Passeriformes; Acanthisittidae. The record is from RefSeq and is a predicted model, not a curated record. The transcript has a single exon. Gene Ontology annotation, molecular function: structural constituent of cytoskeleton. The coding region runs from base 1 to 390 and encodes 129 amino acids. Gene Ontology annotation, cellular component: intermediate filament.